GCCGGGCGGGCUCAGUGGGUGAAGCCCCCGGGCAGAUCGCGGAGCUCCUGUGCUGACCCCGCCCCGCCGCCCCCCGUGCUCCGGUGUGUGGUGAGGUGAGAGCUGUUGAGCAAUGGCAUUCAAGAAGGUUUGGUGUGCCCUAGCCCUGGGAUUUCUGCUGCCUUUCUCUUGUGCCCACACGGACUUCUUCACUUCCAUUGGUCAUAUGACAGACUUAAUUAAUACAGAAAAGGAUCUGGUUGUGUCACUCAAAGAUUACAUUAAGGCAGAGGAAAGCAAGCUGGAGCAGAUCAAAAAAUGGGCAGAGAAGUUGGAUCAGCUGACAGCUACUGCCACAAAAGACCCAGAGGGGUUUUUGGGCCAUCCUGUGAAUGCAUUCAAGUUGAUGAAAAGGCUCAACACAGAGUGGGGUGAGCUGGAGAGCCUGGUGCUCAAGGACAUGUCAGAUGGCUUCAUCUCCAACAUGACCAUCCAGAGGCAGUUCUUCCCAAACGAUGAGGAUCAGACUGGGGCAGCCAAGGCCCUCCUGAGGCUGCAGGACACCUACAACCUGGACACAGACACCCUGUCCAGGGGAAACCUGCCAGGUGUGAAGCACAAAUCCUUCCUAACAGCUGAAGAUUGCUUUGAGCUGGGCAAGAUUGCCUACACAGAAGCUGACUACUACCACACCGAGCUGUGGAUGGAGCAAGCCCUGAAGCAGCUGGAUGAGGGAGAAGUGUCCUCUGCAGACAAAGUCUACAUCCUGGACUACCUGAGCUAUGCUGUGUACCAGCAGGGGGACCUGGCCAAGGCCAUGGCACUCACCAGGCGCCUCCUGGAGCUGGAUCCUGAACAUCAAAGAGCAAAUGGGAACAUGAAAUACUUUGAGUACAUCAUGGCUAAAGAAAAAGAGGCAAACAAGUCCAGCACAGAUUCAGAAGAGCAGGAGAAGGAAACUGAGGUUAAGAAAAAGGAUUACCUGCCUGAGAGAAGGAAGUACGAAAUGCUGUGCCGUGGGGAGGGGCUCAAAAUGACUCCCCGCCGACAGAAGAGGCUCUUCUGCCGCUACUACGACGGGAACAGGAACCCCAGGUACAUCCUGGGCCCCGUCAAGCAGGAGGACGAGUGGGACAAGCCCCGCAUCGUUCGCUUCCUGGACAUCAUCUCCGACGAGGAGAUCGAGACCGUGAAGGAGCUGGCCAAGCCCAGGCUGAGCCGUGCUACUGUUCAUGACCCUGAGACUGGGAAACUGACCACAGCACAUUACAGAGUCUCUAAGAGCGCGUGGCUCUCGGGCUACGAGAGCCCGGUGGUGUCCCGCAUCAACACCAGGAUCCAGGACCUCACAGGGCUGGAUGUCUCCACUGCAGAGGAGCUGCAGGUAGCCAACUACGGCGUAGGAGGCCAGUAUGAGCCUCAUUUUGAUUUUGGAAGGGUAAGUCCUGCUUUGUCUUCACUCUUUCUUCUUCACAAGUGCUGUGUUUCUCUUUUUCAGGUGGCAAAUUAUGGAGUGGGAGGACAAUAUGAGCCCCACUUUGACUUUGCACGGAAAGAUGAGCCAGAUGCCUUUAAAGAAUUGGGAACAGGCAACAGAAUUGCUACUUGGUUGUUUUAUAUGAGUGAUGUGUCAGCAGGGGGAGCCACGGUCUUCCCUGAAGUGGGAGCCAGCGUUUGGCCGAGAAAGGGUACAGCUGUGUUCUGGUACAAUCUCUUCCCGAGUGGAGAAGGCGAUUACAGCACGCGGCACGCAGCCUGCCCGGUGCUAGUGGGGAAUAAAUGGGUCUCCAAUAAGUGGCUCCACGAGCGGGGACAGGAGUUCCGCCGGCCGUGCACGUUAUCGGAGCUGGAAUGAGGCAGCCUGGGCUCCCAGCACUCAGGGGUGCAGCUGCACAUUCCUGCCAGUUUACAACUGACUAACAAACACUCCACUACAGGUUCACCCCGCCCAGCUCAGCUGCGGACAGGACAAAUGUGCUUUUGGUUCCCUCCAAAUCCCCCCCAAGGUUUAUCAACAGAAAAUAGCGAGGCUGACAAGUGUUACUGAAACAAAAAAAAAAAAGGACAAAAUACAGAUAAAUACAGAUGAGGGCCACAACUUACAGUGGUGUUGUGUGUGGUGUUCCUGUCACCAUCAUCCCUCUGAGCAGUGUGGGCAGCCAGGGGUUGUCUGGAGUCCUCCUCACACCUGUCAGGCUUAGGGCAGGAUCAUUGCCUGGGAGGGCUCCCUUCUAAGGAAUGCUGAAUGAAACCCUUUGCUAUUCUUCAAUUCCCACACAUUUGACUCUUUGCUUUCCUAGAGUGCCUGACCACUGCAGGCUUACUUUGCUGGAAAACAGGCUUAUUAGCAUGUUCUAGUCUGGUUUUCCACUUCCACAAAAGCCCCACUUUUUAAACUUGUCUUCCUCCUCAGCCUGUGUGGAGAAUUUGGCUCUGAAUCUUGACCACAUGAGCCAGCAGUUCCACAGGCAGAGUCAGGAUGCUUCCCCAGUGUCAGAGCAGCCUGGGAACACCCACAGCCCAUCUCCCCUCCUCUUCUGCAAUGUUUGUCCACAAGAACAAAUGCUGCUUUUGUUCUGUCCUGGCAGCCAGCUCUUCCCUCUGCUCCUUGGGCAGUGGGGAUGGGGAUGUUCCCACCUUCAUUAAUCAAAAUUGUCGUGCCUUAGGACACUGGAAUUUCAAAUUGGUUCUGAGACUUCAGGUGCUGAGGUAACACAGAGUCCUCACAGAAUACUCCCUGCCCUUGUCUUCCUCCCAGCUCUCAAGGUUUCAGGAGAAACCCUCAGCCUAUUUAUAGUCCUGAACCUUUUUUAGCUGCAGGCUCACUUUCCUGAACCCUUUCCCUUCCACAGGAGGAUUUUUAGCAAAAUAUCCAAAUAUCUUACUAGCAUGAGGACAGAAAUCAAAGGAAGCUGCACCUGCCUUUACCUAAACAGUCCAAUUUUCUGGAUGAUGAUGAUUUUACUGAUUUAGGGGUCAAGCCUGAAGUCUUUACCAAGGGAAAAAUUCCAAUUUUGGUUAAUUGGAUUUUCUGCCUCAAUAAAAUCUUGACAGUUGAGCCAAAACAUACAAAACCUAUUGUUAAAUGUGCUAGAAAUACCUCUGGAUUACUGAGAAUGCAGUUUAAGGUACUAUAGUUGGAGGAACUGCAUACUUUCAGAAGACACUUUAAAAGGUCUUUGCUGGAAAAUAUUUGUUAAAUUUCUACUGAGCCUGGUAGCAGUGGGACCCACAGAUCUGCCCCUCCUUAGCCCUGUACCUUCCUAAACUUUGCCUGGCUUUUGGCAGCUGGAAAACAAGGUCCAUCCAUAAAGUGAGAACACAAAGUCUGCACAGUCCCACCUCACAUCUGCACUGCUCAUUCACCAAGAGCAGGAGCUGAUCUAAAUAAAUUCACCCCAGAACUGCUUUAGCAGAGCUAAUCUUUGAGCACCAAAUUGUAAUAAUUUAAAAGACCCCAAACCCAUAAGAUUUGUGCCUACCUGAGUUUUCUCACCGUUUUAUCUGUCUCUCUUCCUACCCAUGGUUCUCUCUUUUCUCUUUCCCAUCUCUUAGUUUGUUAAGCUCCAAAAAGAUAACCAUGGCUGCAGGUACCUCCCACCACAUCCCUGCAGGUGAAGGGGGACAAUGAACAAGGGGAGCAGUUGGGAAUUCUGCCUUUGGGGCAUCCAGAAAUGCUUGUAGAGAGGCCAGUUCUACCUAGUAAAGGAGCACAAAACAAAAUCCCUGUAUUGCCAUCAGGAACUGGUGUGGAAAACACCUGGUUUGCUCUUGCUGUCCCAUUUCUGUUCAACAGUCACCAAAGCAUGAAAAAAAACCAGAAUUGGAGAAUUUUGCUCAGCAGUUCCCUCCCUCACCUCAGUACCAGUGAGUACUCCAGUGUUAAACAGCAUCAGUCUCAGGCACUGCUUGGGGAGUACAAAUGUUCUGCUGCACAACUUUUAAAGCAGUGAAUCACUCACAGAUAAUUCUUCAGGAAAGAAUUUUCUACUUUUGACAAUAGAAAAUUUUACUUGGUUAAAGAAAAAAAAAUAGCCUGUCAAAAUUAAAUCUCCAGUCUGCUGGGACACAUCAGGAAUGUUCCAGAUUGUGACAACAGGGUUGGCUUAGAUUUUUAAACUGCAGACAAUCUCUAUUUCCUCUCCCUCCACUGCAGUGGUGUCCAUGCCUCCAAUGCUGACUGUGUAAGGGAUUACACUGGUGCUGCUGCUUCUGCCUUAUCCCAUCAUUUCUCAGAGGGCUUUUGGAUCCCCAGUGUGGCUCCUGUGUGAAUCUAGUUUUGUAUUAAACAUGAUUGAAAACUGUCUGGGCUCACAGUGACUGACAACUGCCUUACUGUUACAUUUUUUUGUAAUAAAAUUUUUAAUGUAAAAAAAAAAGUGAACAGGCUUAAAAUAAAAGCCACUGCCAUUAGCAGUGAGAAAUCCUCCACA
This is a messenger RNA of Melospiza georgiana, 4412 nucleotides long. RefSeq names its product prolyl 4-hydroxylase subunit alpha 1 (gene P4HA1). The record is from RefSeq and is a predicted model, not a curated record. Gene Ontology annotation, molecular function: procollagen-proline 4-dioxygenase activity; iron ion binding; protein binding. Gene Ontology annotation, cellular component: endoplasmic reticulum. The transcript is spliced from 15 exons. NCBI's taxonomy places the organism in Eukaryota, Metazoa, Chordata, Aves, Passeriformes, Passerellidae. The coding region runs from base 113 to 1834 and encodes 573 amino acids. Gene Ontology annotation, biological process: peptidyl-proline hydroxylation to 4-hydroxy-L-proline.